This is a messenger RNA of Didymodactylos carnosus, 2151 nucleotides long. The record is from the annotation of a GenBank genome assembly. Lineage: Eukaryota; Metazoa; Rotifera; Eurotatoria; Philodinida; Philodinidae.
AUGAUUCUCAGAAUAUUGUGUCUCUCUUACAAUAAACAGCCAAAUUUUUAUAAUCAAUUUUUGUACAAAUCAAAAUCGUGUUCAUCAUCAUCAUCUACUAAAUUUUUGACUAUCGGUGUUAUCAGCUCGUACGAACGUUUACAUACUUAUUUGCCUAUUAUUCUAAAAACAUGGGCAAAAAUAAACGAUUCAUCGAUCGAAAUUAUAUUUUUUAUUGAAGAAAAUCCUCGAUUACCCGUCUCAUACGAUAUGGAUGAUUAUUAUAUCAAACUGUUCUCAAAUGUAAAUGAAUUUAAUUCAUGUGUAUAUACCGUUCGACUUCAACAUGUCAUUGAUCAAUAUCCACCACAAUUAAAAGGGUUUUAUUUAAUCAAAUAUUUGUAUCUCUUUUAUGGACGUCGAACAUCAUGGAUAUUAAGAUUGGAUGACAAUGCCUAUGUACAUAUACCUAAAUUGAUCAAAUGGCUGAAAUCAUUGGAUGAACGAAAAUUGUUGUAUAUUGGACAGGGGGGAACAGGACGCCAAAAUGAAAAUAUCUAUUUUAAAAAUCAACAAUACUUUUGUAUGGGUGGCUCAGGAGUAAUCUUGUCACAAACGAUAUUGAAUAAACUUGGUCCACAUUUAGACCAUUGUUUACAGACAGUUUACACAAAUCAUGAAGAUGUUGAAAUAGGGCGAUGUAUCAUUCAAUAUGUUCAUGUUAGUUGUACAAAUGCAUUUGAUUCAAAAACAUAUUUUUACCAUCAUUAUGGAUCUAAAUAUUCAUUCGGUCAUGGUUUUACUACUAACAUGAUUCAGAAUUCCUUUAUUAUGCAUCCAAUUAAAAAUCUCUAUACAUUUUAUCAUAUUGAAGUUUAUAAUCAACGUUACAAACAACAACAGGAUGAAAAACGUUUGAAUAGUUUAGUAAGACAAAUAAAUAACGUCAUUCCGCUUCCCAAAAUAAAAUCUUCUUAUCGUUCGUUUACCACAUUUAUUCCGCGAAUAAAUCUUGAUUUAACAAAAGAACUUCAAUUAAAAAGUUUUGAUAUCAAAUGGAACAGUUAUCUUCAAUCUAUUGUUGAGAACUGUUUGGAGGAUUUAAGAUACCGAUGGAAUCGAAAAACGAAUUGGACAUUGACAAAUGGAACAUUUGUAUUUGGUUAUUAUCAAUCGUUGCCAACAAAAGGUGUUGAAUUAAUUUUUGAAAUGUUAUUCAAUGUUAUGAAUCAACAACCAGCUAUUCAUCCUUCAUUAUUUGUUCGAAAACGUAUUUACACAAAAGCUGGGUUUACCAACAGAUUAAAAUAUCAUGAAAUUGAGGUAGAUGAUCAGAUUGACAACGAUAAACUGAAUUUAAUUGUUGUAUCGAGUAAUAAAGAUGAUGCUUUGAAACGUUUUAUUAUAAAUUUUAAACAACAAAUAUUAAAUUCUACUCCAUUACAUCGGAUAAUAACAUUGACAUGCGUCUACUUUCAUCGAUCUGAAACAACAGCAACACAACUGGAUGACGAUAAUUCACCGUUGAAAUUGAUUAAUGAAUUAGCUUAUCAAUAUCCAGCAAUUGUACACAAACCAGUUAUUUACAAUGUCUCAUUUAAUCAUGGUAAAGGAAGGCAAUUAGGUUCACGUCACUUUGAUAAGAAUGAUUUGUUGUUAUUUGUUGACGUCGACUUAGUGUUUACUUAUGAUGCAUUAGUAAACAUAAGACGUUUUAUGCUUCAUCAAAUUAAGCAUAAAACGAAUGAAUUGUCGAAAUGUACUGCCUAUUUUCCCAUUGUUUAUUCUCACACUAAUAAUGAUCAUCAAUGUUUAUUAAGUCAUGCGAAUGUUGAGUAUAACAUUACGUCGAAUCAUGGAACAUUUUCUAUUUAUGGUUUUGGAACAGUUGCAACAACAAAAAAUGAUCUUGAUAGUGUUGGUGGAUGGGAAACUAACAAUACCGGUUGGGGCGUAGAAGACGUCAAUUUGUAUACGAGAUUUAUUGAGGCUGGUUGUAUGGUCCAUCGAGUAGCCCAACCGGACCUGAGACAUUGUUUUCAUAAAAAAAUGUGUGAUGGUAUUAAAGAUAAGAAGAGACAACGAAUGUGCAGAGAAGCAGAAUCGAGUUUGUUGGGAAGUCAUUCUCACAUAUAUUCUCACAUUGUUCGUUCACAAUUAUUAAAAGUAUAG